GUCGGAGAUGCCGCUGCCCCUCCCUGCCUUAGGCACUGACAUCCCCUCCUGCCGAUCUCCGAUAUUGAUUCAUCGUCAACGGUCGAGGCGCAUAAUCGCUGUCAACCAUCAUCCCUGAACUGUUUGUCCUCGCAUUUGAAUAUCUGAGGAGACUAUCUGCACCAUGCCUAACUCAGUCCAAAAUCUACCCCGCGUGCGGGCAUGUCUCUUCGACAUGGAUGGCCUGCUCAUCGACUCGGAGGACAAGUACACGGAUAUCACCAAUGCCAUUCUUCAGGAGUAUGGAAAGCCUCUGCUCCCGUGGUCUAUUAAAGCUCAAUUGCAGGGUCGUCCUCAACCAGACGCCAGUCGCAUCUUCCACCAUUGGGCCCAACUCCCCAUCUCUCCUGAAGAAUACGCCGCAAAGCAAUCCGCCCUUCAGGAGAAAUUCUUCCCUCAAUCCCAGCCCCUCCCGGGCGUCAGGGACCUCCUCGCCAAGCUUGUUUCCACCCAAGCUACCGAUCAGCCCGUGCAUCUAGCCCUUGCCACAUCUUCCCACAGCCGGAACUUCAAGCUGAAGGCCAGCCAUCUGGGCGACUUGUUCUCCGCAUUCCCGAAAUCUCAACAAGUGCUGGGCGACGAUCCCCGCAUCGGCAAGGGGCGGGGAAAGCCGCUUCCCGAUAUCUAUCUGCUCGCGCUAGAGACCAUCAACACGAAUCUGCGCGAGAAGGGAGAGACUGAGAUCAAGCCCGAGGAGUGUCUGGUCUUUGAGGAUGCGGUGCCGGGUGUUGAGGCCGGUCGGAGAGCCGGUAUGCGUGUCGUCUGGGUCCCGCACCCUGGUUUGUUGGAGUCGUAUAAGGGACGUGAGGAUGAGGUGUUGGCUGGGCUUACGGGAGAACAUAAGGAAGCAGAGAAGACUGAGCCGGAGCGUGAAGCGGACGAGAUCGUCGCCGGUCGGUUGAAGAGUGCCGGUAAGCCCGGUGAGAUUGGUGAUGGGUUGGGAGAGUUGUUGCCUUCUUUGGAGAAUUUCCCGUAUGAGCGUUAUGGAAUUAAACCUGCGUGAAUUCAUUUCUGCCUAUUGGGCUAUAGACAUGAAGUUUCUGGCAAUCUGAUAAUUUACAGCCACGUCAGGUGAAGAUGUGAUACCCGUGAGAAAAGAAGAAGAACUAUGUACCCCGGAGGGAUAACGCAGAAGCAAAUAGACUACGAUUACUGAGAAGCAGAAAAUCAAAUAAAGUGAGAUAUGUGAGAAAACAGCAAUAACAGAAGAUCAAAUCCCAGAAGCAGCAAAUAAAAUCAAAUGCGCGAUAAAAAAAACAUCUCAGAAAAAAAGAAACGGAAAAAGAAAC
Messenger RNA from Aspergillus welwitschiae, 1328 nucleotides. Its product is annotated as haloacid dehalogenase superfamily protein. NCBI's taxonomy places the organism in Eukaryota, Fungi, Ascomycota, Eurotiomycetes, Eurotiales, Aspergillaceae. The coding region runs from base 164 to 1042 and encodes 292 amino acids. The transcript has 3 exons. Gene Ontology annotation, molecular function: phosphatase activity. The record is from RefSeq and is a predicted model, not a curated record.